Fonticula alba is the source of this 3184-nucleotide messenger RNA. RefSeq lists its product as hypothetical. The record is from RefSeq and is a predicted model, not a curated record. Gene Ontology annotation, molecular function: RNA helicase activity; ATP binding; RNA binding. Bases 143 to 3004 code for a protein of 953 amino acids. The transcript has 11 exons. Lineage: Eukaryota; Rotosphaerida; Fonticulaceae. Gene Ontology annotation, cellular component: nucleus.
CGCGGGUUGAAGGGCACAAUCAGUGCUCGUAUUCCCCUUCCCCCUUCCUCCCUUCCUCCGCCUCGUUUUCCUUUCCUCCCCCCUCUCCCUCCCUCCCUCUCUCCUCCCGUGACUGCGCGUCCGUCAGGAACACAUAGUGACCAUGGUCCCGAUCCCGGCCAAGAAGCGGGCACCGGCUGGCCCAUCGGCUGCUGGCAAGAAGCCCACCCCUGGCGGUGCUGGUAAGCAGCUCGCCAAGGCAAAGUCUGGUGCCGCCGCCAGCAAGAAGUCCGCCAAGGCGGCGCCUGCUCUCUCGGAUGAAGACCUUGAUGGGUUCCGUCUGCACGAUGUGCAGGACGACGCCUAUGACUUCGGCGACGACGAUGAGUUUGGUCUCGGUGACGGCGAGGCAGAGUUUGCCUCUGAGCACGACGACCGGCCCUCUAAGAAGGCCGGCAAGAAGAAGGCCGGCAAGCCGGCCGACGACUCGGAUCUCGAGGAGGAGGACGACAAUGACGCCGAUGAUGUCGAUGGCUCCCUUGCCAAGGAGUUCAUUUCGGCCGCCAAGCGCAAGGGCAAGGCUGGCUCCUUCGUGUCGAUGGGCAUCUCCCGGACCACCCUGCGCGCCAUUCAGCGCAAGGGCUUCUCCCAGCCGACCCCCAUCCAGCGCAAGACCAUUCCCAUCAUCAUGGAGGGCAGCGAUGUGGUCGGUAUGGCGCGCACCGGUUCCGGUAAGACCGCCGCCUUUGUCAUUCCUCUGAUUGAACGCCUGCGGUCCCACUCGGCCAAGGUCGGCGCCCGUGCCAUCAUCCUGAGUCCCUCGCGUGAGUUGGCCCUGCAAACGCACCAGGUGUGCCGGGAUCUGGGCCGCUUUACGGAUCUGCGCACGGCCAUGUUCAUUGGUGGUGAGAGUCUGGAUGACCAGUUCACCGCCAUGGCCAACCAUCCGGACAUCAUCAUCGCCACCCCCGGUCGUCUGUUGCACGUGCUGGUGGAGAUGGACUUGAAGCUCCUGGCGGUGGAAUAUGUGGUCUUCGAUGAGGCCGAUCGCCUCUUUGAGAUGGGUUUCGCCGAGCAGAUCAAUGAGAUUCUCAGCCGCCUCCCGCCCAAUCGCCAGACGCUGCUCUUCUCGGCCACCCUGCCGAAGAUGCUGGUGGAGUUCGCGCGUGCCGGCCUCACCGAUCCGGUGCUGGUUCGCUUGGAUUCGGAGACCAAGAUCAGCGACGACUUGAAGAUGUCCUUCAUCGGCACUCGCCAGGAGGACAAGUUCUCCCUCGUGCUCUUCACUCUGCGGCACAUCAUCCCCGAGAAGCAGCAAACCAUUGUAUUCGUGCCGACGCGCCACCAUUGCGACUACCUGCAGCUUAUGCUGCAGCUUGCCGGGAUUGAGUCGCGAUCGAUCUAUGGUCAGCUGGACUCAUCCGCGCGGCACAUUUCCCUCAGUCGCUUCAAGAAGAAGACUCUUCGAAUUCUCAUCGUGACGGAUGUUGCCUCGCGUGGUUUGGAUAUCCCCCUGCUGGACAAUGUGAUCAACUACAACUUCCCCGCUCGGCCGAAGCUCUUCAUCCAUCGUGUGGGUCGUGUUGCGCGUGCUGGACGCUCGGGCAAUGCCUACUCGCUGGUGUCCUCCGACGAGCUGCCCUACAUGAUGGAGCUCCAGCAGUUCCUCGGCAAGCCGCUGACCGUGGUGCCGACGCAGUACAAGUCCAAGGCCGAGCUGGAGGAUUUCGACCAGAAGACACGCGGCGUGUCGGUGCAGUAUGGUGUCGUUCCGCCGAACACCCUGGACUCGGAGAAUGAGUGGCUUUCCCGCCAGCUGGAGGACAAUGUGGAUCUGCACUCCAUGAGCAAGGUCAUCACCAAUGCCCAGAAGAUGUACAUCAACACCCGUCCCCAGUGUGACAAUCCGGAAUGCCAUGACCGCGCGAAGGAAGUGCUCGAUGCCAAGGCCGGCAUUCACCCGCUGUUCAUCAAUUCCAUUCAGGAUGGCGAGGUGGAGCAGGCUUCCAUCAUGGACCAGAUUCGCUCCUUCCGGCCGCAGAUCACCAUCUUUGAGCAGGGCAAGAACGCCCGUGGCGGGCAGCUGCUCAUGCAGAAGACUCGCCAGCUUCACUCGAGUGUGCGCUUCACCAGCGAGCUGAUCAAGGAGAAGAAGCAGCUGGCAACGACCCUGCUGUCGAAGCUGCCAGCCGUGGCCAAGAGCGCAUCCAAGCGGGACACCCGCUUUGACUCGGACUCCGAGGGCGAGGAUGGCCUGGAGCAGGCGGAGCUCAACUCGCCUGAGGUUCUGAGUGUCUUCAGCAAUGUCGUUUCCACCGGUGGCCGGAGCAUGAGCGGCGCCUUCCGGGACAAGGCCAACUACAUUGCCUACCAGCAGCAGGACACCCACACCGAGCGGGGCUAUUCUCUGUCGGAGUCCGGGAACUUCGUGCAGCAGGCCCAGGGCGCGUCCAUGGACAUGAUUGGUGAUGACAGCGAGACCAUGCGCAAUCACAAGGUGCAGAUGAAGUGGGACCGCAAGAAGAAGAAGUUCGUCCGGUCGGACCCUCUUGGAGCCAUGUCGGCGGAUGGCAAGACCAAGAUGAUUCGCACGGAGGCCGGAAACCUGAUCCCGGCCAACUACAAGGCCGGUGCGUAUGACGAGUGGAAGAAGCGCAACCGAGCCCUGCUGGACCGUACCGACACGUCCAGCGGAUCGAUCGAGUAUGGCCGGAAGUCCGAUGGGCGUUGGGGACUGAAGAAGCGGACUUUCGAGUCGUCGGAGUUCCAGUCGUCAUUCGAUGGCGAGGGUGGUGACGAGUCGGGCGGGAGCCAGCCGGCGGCCAAGCGUGCACGCACCGCCGGCGGUGCCGUCCAGGCUGGCAAGAAGAAGGGCCCGGGCGGUCGUCCCAUCAAGAGCGAGGUCAAGUCGGCCGAACAGUUCCGCAAGGCUCAGAUUACCAAGCACCGCAAGCAGGAGUUCAUGGAGUCCCGCCGCCGUAUCAACGAGAAGCGCCGUGCUGCCUCUGGCAAGAAGAAGAAGUGAUUGUGCUUUGCCCGUGCGCCUGGGAGCACGUCAAGGCCCUGGCCAUCCUCCGGCCAUUUUUGGGCGGUUGCCGCCCAUGCCCAACGGGGGCCUGGCUGUGGGAGCGACACACACACACAUACCCCGGCCAGUCCGAUUUUCCCCUCCUUGCUGCCAAUAAAGAUAGAUAAUCAUCCAACA